CGCAGCGGCUCGUUGCGCCCCCCGCAGGCUCCCCGCGGUACGACACCCGGCUGUGAAAACAUCCCGUGCUCUCUGCAGCGGCUGCGGCGGCGUCCAGUCCUGCGGGCGACAGAGAGACGCUGACUCGGGAGGCAGCGUUAGAUAUGGACGAUCGGGCCCGGGGCGAAGAAGCGCGCCGCGGUCACCUAAUGGCGGAGUGAGCGAGGAUGCGACUCCCCAGCUCCAUCUUUGUGUCGGUGUCCCUGUUCACGGCCGAGACCACGGCAGCGCUCUACCUGAGCUCCACGUACCGCUCCGCCGGGGACCAGAUCUGGCAGGGGCUCACGCUCCUCUUCACGCUCGUGCCGUCCGUGCUCGUCCAGCUGACGCUCACCUUCAUCCACCGGGACCUCGGCAGGGACCGGCCGCUCGUCCUGCUGCUGCACAUCCUGCAGCUCGGACCCGUCGUCAGGUGUCUGGAGGCGUUCUGUAUCUAUGGCAGUGUGGGCCGAGUAGAGGAGCCUUAUGUCAGCAUCACCAGGAAGAAGCAGAUGCCCCGCGGGGGUCAGUCCGAGGAGGUGGAGCGGCAGGUGGGGCAGGCGGAGGGGAAACUGUUCACACACCGAGCAGCCUUCGCCCGCACCUCUGUCAUUCAGGCCUUCCUGGGAUCGGCCCCCCAGCUCACCCUGCAGCUCUACAUCUGCGUCCUGCAGCAGGGGGUGUCCAUCGGUCGAGGCACACUGAUGGUCAUCUCCCUCCUGUCCAUUGUGUACGGAGCGCUGCGCUGCAACAUCCUGGCCAUUAAGAUCAAAUAUGACGACUACGAAGUGGACAUCCGGCCCACGGCGUAUCUGUGCAUCUUCCUGUGGAGGAGCUUUGAGAUUGCCACCCGUGUGGUGGUGCUGGUGCUGUUCAGCUCCGUGCUGCAGCUUUGGGUCCUGCCUGUGGUUCUGCUGAACUUCCUGGUGUUCUUCCUGUACCCCUGGAUCCUGUUCUGGCAGAGCUACUCACCGUUCCCCGAGAAUAUAGAAAAAACUCUGACCAGGGUGGGGACCACCAUCGUGCUCUGCUUGCUCACCUUCCUCUACGCCGGCAUCAACAUGUUCUGCUGGUCAGCCGUGCAGGUGAAACUCAAUGACCCGGACCUCAUCAACAAGUCCCAGAACUGGUAUCGCAUGGCCGUCUACUACAUGUUGCGUUUCGUGGAGAACGCCUCACUGCUUCUGCUGUGGUACAUCUAUAAAACGGACUUCUACAAGUUCAUCUGUGCGCCGCUGCUGGUGCUGCAGCUGCUGGUGGCCUACGCCUUGGCCAUCUUCUUCAUGCUGGUUUUCUACCAGUUCUGUCAUCCGUGUCGGAGGCUCUUCUCCUCCAGCAUGACCCAGGGCCUUUGGGACUGCUCCUCUCUUCUGUGCCUGAUGUGCGACUCUGAUUCUCGACACAACAGGUCGACGGGAAAGGGCGUCUCGGAGCCGCCGAGGCCACCUACAGACGGGGAGCCGGCCAACGACGGAGCCCACGAUACAGCCAGCGACCCCACCGAUGACGUUCCCAACGACACGACGUACGACGUGCUCGACGAAUCUACCAUCUAUGACAUUCCCAAUGAAAUGGGCAGUAAUAUAGGAGGUGGAAUCAAUGGCGACAUUGGCCACAGCGUAUCCUGCAAUGCUUAGAGCAUCACAAUGUGUGACGUGCCAUUCAGAGGAACAACUCUGACAGUUAGCCUCUACCCCACCAUACCCUCUGUCACCUUUUAAGUGCCACAUGGAUCCUUCUGUGAGUUGAGUUUACAUCCUUAAAUCCUUCAAAACUUUAUCUCACACAGUAUAUCCAUCGCAACUCGUCUCCACCACAGUCUGUUACGUCUACGCGAAGCAGAUGUGUCCUUAACUCGAGAUCUAUCCUGGCUGCAAACACGCUUUAGUGUUCACUCACGUCGAGGCUGUGCUCACCCUCCUCAGCAGCCAACACCCUAACCUGUCAUCCUGCAGUGCAGCCUGCAAUACAAAUGGAAACCCAUGGACAUUAUUAUUAUUAUUAUUGUAGUUUUGGAGACUAUGUCCACGUAUAUGCUGCGUUACUGAUCACAAGGAGCCAUGCAUUUGAAUUGAUUGUAUUUAGUAUCUCUCUUCGGCAUGGAGGUGUGCAUGUGUGGAGCCUCUGGUUUAACUUACUCUGUGGGUCGGGGGGGGGGGGGGGGGGGGGGGGGGGGGUUGAGGUCUGUUUUGUACAGUUUUUCUUUUCUUUCUCCGAACCUCUAGGGUAGUGUUGCGGCUGUGAGCAAUCAUCUUUUUUUACUAAUUGAUAAGAGCUUUAUCAUAAACAUGUGCUGCUUCCGUGAUGUAGUUGUGCUUGUCGAUGAGACAAGAAUCUCCACACUAUUGUAAAAGAGCCCGUUCGAUCACCUCACAGGUUAGUGUAAAGCACGCACGUCGUUGAAGCGCAACAUUUUUUGCACGUUUACAAAAAAAAGGAUUAAGUGGCUUUGGUUUUCGACCGCUGAGCAGCAACAGCUGUUGUGAUGUGAAAUGCUUUUGUGGCUGUAUUUGCAUUUUAUUUUUUUUUUGUAAUUCACGCUUGUCACGUCUCUCAGCUCUGCGUCUGUAUGUCUCAUGAGUUAGAAUAUUUACACAGAGAGCACACAAACUAAUAUCUAAUUGCAAAAUGUUUGAAAAUGUAACAAGUAUAUUUGCGUUUUUUCCUCAACCUUUAAUGUAUAAUUAACAGUGUGAGAGGGAAUGUCAGUUUUGGUUGUGUUUGCACGCAACAUGUCUGCAGAGGAAUGAUGACCUCGGGAAUCACAUGAAUGCUCCUCUAGUAUUUGUACAAUAAGACAAGAAACCUUUUGAUGCCAAAAAGAAGGAAAACCUAAUGGUACUCAAUAAAUAUUCUCACACAGAGCAAGGUCAAAGGCAUUUUAAAAGAUGAAACCCUCCUUAAAAAAUUAAAUGAAUUUAUAUAUUUAUAUGUGAAA
This is a messenger RNA of Scophthalmus maximus (turbot), 2956 nucleotides long. It is a transcript of the gene xk, whose product is annotated as X-linked Kx blood group (McLeod syndrome). Lineage: Eukaryota; Metazoa; Chordata; Actinopteri; Pleuronectiformes; Scophthalmidae. The record is from RefSeq and is a predicted model, not a curated record. The coding region runs from base 207 to 1655 and encodes 482 amino acids. Gene Ontology annotation, cellular component: membrane. The transcript is spliced from 3 exons.